AUGUAUAGUUUAGACAAGAAUAGAAUUGAUGUUAACAUAUUAUAUAAAUUGUUUCUGCAGGCUUGUAUUGACAAUAAUCUCGAAAUGGUUCAAUUUCUCGUCGAGAGAGGUUGCAAUGUAAAUCAAGGUGAUAAUGAAGGAUGGACUCCUCUUCAUGCAACAGCUUCGUGUGGUUUUCUAAGCAUUGCCAAAUAUUUAAUAGAAAAUGGGGCCAAUGUUGCUGCUGUUAACAAUGAUGGUGAUUUACCUAUUGAUAUAGCCGAAUCAAAUGAAAUGGAAGAAUACCUUUCGGAUGUCCUUGAUGAACAAAAUAUUGAUUGUGAUUUAGCUCGAUCUGAAGAAGAACGUCUAAUGUUGGAGGAUGCAAAAUCUAUGCUGAACGCUGGUACAGAUCUCAAUGAUAGAAUCCACUCACGCACAGGUGCUACUCCACUUCAUGUAGCUGCUGCAAAAGGAUAUAUUGAUGUUUUAAAACUUAUAAUUCAAAUUGGUGCUGAUUUAAAUGCUCAAGAUUUUGAUGGGUGGACACCCCUUCAUGCUGCUGCUCAUUGGGGCCAAAAAGAAGCAUGUGCAAUCUUAGCUGAUAAUUUAGUGAACAUGGAUAUUCAAAAUUUUGCUGGGCAAACAUGUUUUGAUGUUGCUGAACCAGAGCUUGUUAAACUUUUGGAGGAGCUUAAGAAAAAACAAACUCAUAUGCAGAAAGAUCGACCGGAUAUUCAAGCUAUUCUUCAAAGGACCAGUAACAGACCACCUCUUAAACGUAGAACGUCUGUGACACGCAUGAGUGGACAAGAAAAGAGUAAAUCAGUUAUGAAAGAUACCAAAGCAGAACGGGCUCAAAUUGAAAAUUUAAGUCUUCCAGAAGAAGAAACUGAAGACGAUAAGGAAAGAAUUCAUACAAAAAAGAAUACUGAAAAGAUGCAGUCUCUUGUUGAUCGUUUUUCUGAUGUAAAUCCUAAAGACAAAGAUAUUGUUUCCAGAAUUAAAGAGGAUGGGUAUGUGCAAGAAGAUAUUCAGCAACCAAAGAAUGUGCCAAUAAAUGAAACCAAGCCAGUGCCUGAGACAACCAUUGCCAAAGAACCUGAAUUAGAGAGGAUUCCUUCUUGGAAAAGAGUUCUUAGGAAAGCUAAUGCAGAUUCUAUGGAAGCAGAAGUCACUCUUAAGAGGCCAAAGAAAACAAAUGAAAAUGAGGAAAAUGCAUCUCGAACUAGUGAUGUUCCAAUCAAGGAUGGGUGGAAGAGCUUAGAGCAAUUACCUUCUCACUCUUUAUCUCCCACUAAUGAGCCAUUUUGUGAACUCAGUAAUGUUUCUUCUUUUCCUGCCACAUCCCCCUCAGAUAUUUUGGAAUUCGAGCCAUCUGAUAAGCGGAGGGGUACAUUUCCACAAGCUAGAGAUGAUGAGUCGGAGUUACAACGCAAAGCUCAUGCAAAACGAGUGAGAGAAACACGGCGUUCCACACAGGGUGUUUUGUUGGAAGAUCUUAAAUCUGCAGAGUUGCAAUAUUUAAUUAAUACUCAACGAGAUGCUGCUAAACGACAAGCAGAUGAAGCCAAAGAUGAAACUGUUGUGGAUAGUACCAAUUCAAAAGAUAAUGUUCUUUCUGCAGAUAAGUCUGCUAAUGCAUCUUGGAAAAACUCUAAAACAAAUAGUAAUGACUCCAAAGAAUCAAGUGAAACAAAUGUCUCAAAAGCUGAAGAAUCUGAGAGAGAUGAGAUUGGUAGUAAAACAACUGAAACCUCUAAUAGUAAUGAAACAUCACCUUCUGUUACUUUAGUACUUAAGCCAAAGUCUACAAGCUCCCCAGAAGAUAUAAGUCCUUCAGAGAGUAGAUCAUCUUUGGGUACACAAGCUGCCAUUCAGAGGAGAAGGCGACCUAAAAGACGUUCCACUGGUGUUGUUUACCUAGAUAGUGACGAUGCCCAAGAUGAAAAUUCAGCAAAUAAAGAAAAUAAUGCCCAAACUGAUUCUGGUCACACUGAUAGAGCACGACAGCGUUAUGGUUCAUCAUCAUCAAUUCCUGACACAGCUUCGGAAGCUUCUUGUAGAAGUGAUGCUUCUUCUCAUUACAGUACUAGUUCCAGAUUAAGUGCAAAUGAUGAAGAAAAUAAAGAAUAUAAAAAACUUUAUGAAGAAGUCAAGAAGGAGAAUGACUGCUUAAAAGAAAAUUUAAAAAAGACAGAAGAAGAGCUUGAAAAAACAAAAAAACAACUGCAGAAAAUGUCACAAAAUAAUACUUCAAAGUCUUCACUGAGUGAAAUUGAGAAAAAGGAACGAAGAAGUCUAGAAAGAAAAAUAUCUGAAAUGGAAGAAGAAGUUAAGCAAAUUGAAAAACUUAAGGCUGACAAUGAGCGAUUAAGUAACGAAAACAAAGCUCUUAUUCGGGUUAUCAGCAAAUUAUCAAAGUGAAAAUGAAUACAUUAUCUACCCUAGUACCUGCGUGUGGCAGAUUUCUCCUUUUCAACCAUACCAUACCAUGUGAAGAGAAAGGCUUGUUUUUUAUACAUACAUUUAUAUGUACUUUUGAUACAUUUAUGAAAACUGAAGGAAAAUUUAUUCAUCAGAUUCACUCCAGCUUUCAAACUGUGGUGCUCAAGUUAAUUAUAUUUUGAAUUUUUUAGUGAGUGGUGUGUCCAUAUAGAUUCUCAAGUUUAUUACAUUGUUAAUUGCAAAUUAUAUUGUUACUUAAACUUCAGUAAUUGUUAUCUAGUCUUGUAGUAAAAGCUGCCUGAGUUAGUACUUUGAAGCAAGUACUUCAGCAGGUAGCAAUUUUUUUAUACUUAUAAUCUGCCAUUCUUUUUCAAGCAGUUUUUAUUCUUUCUUACUUUGGCAGAUCUCAUUGGGUCAUUCCACUUCAAAUAAACUAAAAUAAAACACUUAUCUCCCACCAUUGCUUUUAAUAUAUUUAUGCUCCUGUAAAAGAUGUAAGAAAAUCUGUGUUAUUUCUUCACAUAACUCAUUUUUGUUGAACAUUGUUUCUAUACUACAAGGUGUUAAGAAAACAGUCAGCCUGCAAAGGUAAUAUAAAGCAAUUAAAAUUUAAUUUUUAAUAUAACAAGUUCGCUAUCUGACCAUUUUAUUCUAUUAUAAAUUGAGUUAAUUGAGUAGUUGUUAUAAAUUGCAUAAUAUUUUUUUAUAUCAUGUUUUUUUUUUAAAUAAUACUGUUUAUUCACUUAAAUAGAAUUGAAAAAUGACCCCAAAACAAAAUCUACAGUGAACCAACUGCAAUUGUUAUAGAAAAGGGAAAUAAUCAUACCAAUCAAUAUUUUAAUUUUCUGUAAAUGUUAUGUGUUUCUGUAAAUGUAGUCUGAAUGAAAUUGUUAUAGAAAAGGGAAAUAAUCAUACCGAUCAAUAUUUUAAUUUUCUGUAAAUGUUAUGUGUUUCUGUAAAUGUAAUCUGAAUGAAAUUGUUAUAGAAAAGGGAAAUAAUCAUACCAAUCAAUAUUUUAAUUUUCUGUAAAUGUUAUGCGUUUCUGUAAAUGUAAUCUAAAUGAAAAUAUGUGUUUUACGUUUCAAAAUUUUCAUUCACUUGUUUGACUGGCAGUUGUGAACACUGUUUUUAAGGUUAAUCUCAAUAUAAUUUAAAGCUCUAUGUUUUUGUUAUUAUUCCUUUUUAAAACCUUUUAUUCCUUUUUAUUACUUUUAUAUUACUUGAGAAAACUUAAAAUUACAUUUACUUCUUCACUUUAUAAAACAAUUAUGAAGAACUGUUUUUUUAGGUAGUUCAAUGCAGAGUAUUUCAAUACAAUUUUGAACUCAUUGUGCUUUAUGUAAGCUAAAAAUGUUGUAAAUUAAAUUGACUUACAAAUUUUUAGAAUUAUUACCUUUAUAUGGCAGUUUUUUUUUAAACUGAUUAAGUUAUUGUGACACAAUCUUCUGAAAUAAAUAUGAAUAUUCAAAUUAAUUCAGAUUAUUAUCAUCGUCACAUUAUUUAUGCUUCAACAAUGAAUAGAUUUUGGAAGAUUUUUUCAUUACUGUUAAAAAUGUUUUCACUUUAUUUUUUGUCUGAAAUGGUAUUGUAUUAAUUAACUACAAUCAUCAAUUAUGGAACAAUCUUUUAGAUUGUGAGAAACAUAAACUUCUCCUGAUCUUACUGUGACAUUCUGAGAAAUAUUUUAGAGCAAAUAUAUCUUGUUUUUGAAUUUUAUCUUUGGCUAAAAUUAAAAUGUUUAGUUAGUUCAAAUCUUUAGUUAAGUCUGAGUUACUCUAUAACCCCUGUAAUCAGAAUUUUUUCGAGCUAUCUGCGACAAAACUCUCUAGCACUAAGAUCUUUCUGCAAGAUACUUUUAAUAAUAACAAAAAUAUACGUUACUAAUUUAAAAUAACAAAAGGACUGUGUAUACAAAAGAUAAAUUAUAUAUAUUUUUUUAAUUGAACAUGUAAUAAUUUUUUAUUAUAAUAUUAUGGGUGAUAUUCUGGCAUUUUGUUGGGGGGACGCACAAAUUAUUUCCUUCUUCACAUUUUGUAAAUAAGCAUCACAAUUAAAAAAGUCAUGAAAUCCGUAGUAGCAAUUGCCGAAAAAAGAUUGACUCCUUAAGUGCGUGUUUCGUUUCGAAAUUAGGUUGUUGUUAUAAAUAAUAUCCUAUAAAAAAUAUCAGAUUUAAAAACUAUGGAGAAAUCAAUAGCAUUGCAAUAACUGCGAAAAAUUCCAUAGAAUUAUUGCCUUAAAAAGUAAAUACUCAAAUGCACGAUGCAAAUUUUCCACAUUGUUUGAAAUAUAGCUGGGUAUUUAAAAUCCAUGUGAAAAUCAAUAACUGCUAAAAACGCUGGUAUCGGCGUAAAUUAUGAUAAUAUUGGUGUAAAUUGAUCUCGUCAAAAAGUUAUUAUCUAAAUGCACGAUUCAAAUAUUACGUGUAAAUUUCUGUAGAAAAUUUUUUUUACUUUUCAAAAAAAAAAUAUUUCUGCAAGAACUAUGUAACGUUCUGCAACAUUGUCGCUACGAUUCUGCCACAGGAUCUGUAAAAAACUGUUUGAAAUGAUAUGGAAUGACCCACAUUUCAUUUUUACAUUGUAUUUUUGUAUUUAAAUAAUUAUGUAAUCUACUGCACAUGAAAUUAUUAUUAUUUAAUGUUAGUUAAAAAUGCUUUAAAAGUAAUGUAUCCAAUCUUUUUAAGGUAUUGAGCAUAAAAACAUUUUGUAUUUUUUGUUUUUUUCUUAAUUGAACAUUUUUUACAAAGAAAUGUGCAAUAGAUCUGAAUUUUUUUAUAAUUAUAUUCUGUAUUACAUUUCUUAUAUGGGCAUAGUUUUCUAUUGGCCCAUCAGCUUCAGAUUCCUUUUUAACAACUUCAAUUCAUAAUAAUUAAAAUUGAUAUUUUUAUAUGCUGAUAUAUUUGUAAAGACAAAAAUUUUUUUAAUAAAUUUAUUCUUCUGAAAAUGCUAUUUUUUAUGCAAUAGUUCAGAAUCAUGUACACUUUUAUACCCUGCAGCAAUAUUUUUUCCCGCUGAAAUUUUCCUCACACCACACUUGUAAAUAUUCUGAGUACAUUAUCAUCAAAUCUGCAUUUUCUGUUAUGUGCCUUUGAAAUGGGUUAUUGAUAUUUCAUGUACAGAAGCAUGAUUAAUCACUGCUAGUGUUCUGAAUGCAAACAUAGAUCUGAUAUUCCCAUUUAUAAUUAUACUCAUUGAAAUAGGUUGUUAAUGAUCCUGAAGUAUUUAGUAAAUUUUUUUCUUAUAAUCUUAUUACAAUUUUUUUAUGAUGAAAGUUAAUAUUUUGUGUAAAAUUUGUUUGAAGUAGAAAAUAUAAGUUGUAGAUAAAAUUUAUGAUCUCUUAUUGUACUAUUUCUGUUUAAAAUGUUUCCAAAAAUUGUCAAUUUUCCUGUUAUAUUAUAAUUAAUAAAAAGUUUAAGAAAUAAUAAGUUGUUAAAAUGUACUUCUUGUUUCUACUAUUGAAUGGUUACAAUUUUAUGUUUGUGAAUUAAAAUUAUCUAUUUCUUAUUAUUGGUUUUCUAUGUAACAGGGUAAAUCUGGUUUUUCAUUGCAAUUAUUGAGUUGCUACCUAUUUAUUACAGGGUAUCCGCAUACCUUUAAAAUCAUAGAAAGUUAUGGAUUUCACCAAUGGUCAAAAUUUGUCAUAGAUAGUCCUGUUUUGAAUGAUAAAAACUGCAAAAUUAUAGUUAUUGCCUAUUCAUUAUGGAUUUUGUGUGUUGGAAAACUUAAUCCUGCUAAAACUGAUUUUUUUUUCCUGUCUGUUGUACAAAAUAAUAAUGUUACCCCUGCCCCCAUUGUAGAGUAAUUUCGUUCGUUUUCCUAUUCAUUUUAAUAUAAUGAGUUGUCACGUGUUAUUAAAUUUUAUUCUGCUUAUUUUUUUAAAAAAAUAUUUUUAGAAAUUUUUCGUAUUUUAUAUAAGUAUUUAUUUAGUAGCGCAAUUUUGAUUGAUCCAUCACAGAAGAGCACUAUUACAUUCUCAAUUAACUUUUUUCUGAUAUUGUUAGUUCAAAAUAUAUUUAUUUAUAAGUGCAAUUUCCUUCAAUUUGUUGCAGUAGCUAUUGGUUUAACAUUGUUGCAUUUGUUUUUCAAACCAUUUCAAUAUAAUUGUCUAGUGUUAUUUUUAAAUCUUUUUUCUUCCUUUUUUUCAAAUGUAGUUUAAAAUAAGCUGCAAUUUAUUUAAAUUAUUUAUUUAUUUAUUAGCUCGAUUUUUAUUGAUUCACUAUGUUUAACCAUAUUACAUUACAUUCAAUUCUCCAUCUGUUUUGAUCUAUUUAGUUAUUAGUGUUAUUUUGCCCAUUUCCUUAUUUAAAAUGUUUUUGAUAUGUUGUCUAGAGCAACAUGCGCUAUUGAAAAGUUUGCCCUGUUGUAGUUUUUAAUUUUACUUCUAAAUAUUAUAAUAUAUUUUGAAAAAUGCUGAGGUUGUUCAAAUAUUUCAUAUGCAUAUUUUUUACUGUUUUUUAAGACUCCCUCCCCUUGUCAGCAAAAAUAAGCAAAUUAUCUGAAAAAUUAGUCACUUGUAAGCCAUGGAAAGUUGUUUGCACAAGUCAUGAACUUGGAAACUCUCAUUUUAGCAGAUGCCUUGUUAAUAAUGUGCAAUUUGAAAUUUAUAUCAUGUUGAUGUCUACAUGCUUGAUUCUUGUCAAAAUAAUAUAUUGUAAUUUGUUAUAUUGAAAUGUAAAUUAGUCGUAAGUCUGUUAUUCCAAAGUUUUAUUAUCUGUUUAAUAAAGAUUGAGAAGGAUUUUCUUACUUAAUACUUUACUUAAACUAAUAAUAUUUAAUUUUAUUCUAAAUACUUGUUGUAAAGAGAGAACUUAAAUUUGUAAUGUGUGCUUUUGUUCUGUCAUUUUUAUUCAUACAUUUUAUUUAUUUAUUUAUUUAUUUCUAAAGAACGUUUCUAGCAAAAUGAAGCAUAAAAAUAAUAUCUACUAAUUAUGUAUACUUUUCAAACUCUUCAGUAUUUAUAAGUUUUUUUUUUAUUUUGUUUCCAUAUGUGAAGUAUUAUAAAUAUGUACAGAUUUUUAGGCUAUUAUGAAAGCAAUAAAAAUCUUCCAAAAAAUAAA
Parasteatoda tepidariorum (common house spider) is the source of this 7483-nucleotide messenger RNA. NCBI's taxonomy places the organism in Eukaryota, Metazoa, Arthropoda, Arachnida, Araneae, Theridiidae. The record is from RefSeq and is a predicted model, not a curated record.